Pogona vitticeps (central bearded dragon) is the source of this 3707-nucleotide messenger RNA. RefSeq names its product procollagen-lysine,2-oxoglutarate 5-dioxygenase 3 (gene PLOD3). Gene Ontology annotation, biological process: peptidyl-lysine hydroxylation. NCBI's taxonomy places the organism in Eukaryota, Metazoa, Chordata, Lepidosauria, Squamata, Agamidae. Gene Ontology annotation, cellular component: endoplasmic reticulum. The record is from RefSeq and is a predicted model, not a curated record. Gene Ontology annotation, molecular function: L-ascorbic acid binding; procollagen glucosyltransferase activity; iron ion binding.
CCCAGCUGUGGGACCGCCAUAGGGAGGAGCUUGAUGUUGGUCCAGCCCCGCUGAUCGCGAGAGCUAGAAAAACCCCAGGCGGGCCUCUCUCUCGAUCCGCCUUCGGUGGUGGCUCGCUUCGGCUCCGGCAUGGCGCGGCAGAGGGUCGGGGUCGCAAGCCUGGCAUUGGCCGCGACGCUGGCCUUCCUGGGGACGGGCGCCGCGGGAACCAGCGAGGGCAAGGCAGACGCUGUGGAUCCUGGGAAACUCCUGGUCUUGACAGCUGCCACUGAAAAAACGGAGGGGUACCAACGCUUUCUGCAGACUGCCAAACACUUCAACUACACUGUUAAGACUCUUGGGUUAGGGGAAGAUUGGAAAGGAGGUGAUGUCGCCCGCACUGUUGGCGGCGGACAGAAGGUCCGUUGGCUGAAAGCAGAAAUGAAGAAAUAUGCAAACGAGGAGGAGCUGAUCGUCAUGUUUGUGGACAGCUACGAUGUGAUCCUGGCCGGAGGCCCCAUUGAACUUCUCUGGAAGUUCCUACAGUUCAAAAGCAAGCUGGUCUUCUCGGCGGAAAGCUUCUGCUGGCCAGAGUGGUCCUUGGCGGAGAAGUACCCACCAGUGCCCGUGGGCAAACGUUUCCUCAAUUCCGGGGGAUUUAUUGGCUACGCCCCCACCAUCAAUCGCAUCGUCCAGCUGUGGAAAUACAAAGAUGAUGAUGAUGAUCAGCUCUUCUAUACACGCAUUUACCUGGAUCCUGCCCUGCGGGAGAAACACGAAAUCGCCCUGGAUCACAAGUCAAAAAUCUUCCAGAAUCUGAAUGGGGCCAUUGAUGAGGUCGUUCUGAAAUUCGAGAGGACUCGGGUGCGCGCCCGAAAUGUCGCUUACGACACCCUUCCUGUCGUCAUCCAUGGUAAUGGGCCAACCAAGUUACAGCUCAAUUAUUUGGGGAAUUACAUCCCUAAUGCAUGGACGUAUGAAGGGGGCUGUGGAACGUGUGAUGAAAACCUCCUGGAUCUCUCAGAUUUGCCGGAGGCCUCGUAUCCCCGCGUGCUGCUGGGGGUGUUCAUUGAGCAGCCCACGCCGUUUCUUCCUCAGUUUCUCCAGCGCCUCCUCACUCUGGAUUAUCCUUACUCACAUCUCAGCCUUUUUAUCCACAACCGUGUGGUGUAUCACGAGCCGCACAUCCAAGCCGAGUGGGAACAACUCCGGGAGGCCUUUGACACCAUCAAGCUUGUGGGGCCGGAAGAGGAUCUGAGCGAGGGGGAGGCCAGAGAUAUGGCCAUGGAUCUGUGUCGGCAGGACCCCGCCUGCGACUACUAUUUCAGCCUAGAUGCAGAUGUGGUGGUGACGAACCCCGAGAUACUGCAGAUCCUCAUCCAGGAGAACAAGAAGGUGAUCGCUCCCAUGAUGUCCCGGCACGGGAAGCUUUGGUCCAACUUCUGGGGGGCCUUGAGCCCGGAUGAGUAUUACGCCCGCUCGGAAGACUACGUGGAGCUGGUCCAGGGCAAGAGAGUUGGAGUGUGGAAUGUUCCCUACAUCUCUCAGGCCUAUAUACUGCGAGGGGAGACGUUGCGCCGUGAACUGGCCAAGCGGAACGUCUUCACCUUGGAUGACACGGAUCCUGACAUGGCCUUUUGCAAAAGCGUGCGGGAGAAAGGCGUCUUUCUUCACAUCAGUAAUCGGGACGAUUUUGGACGCCUCCUUUCCACCUCCAGAUACAACACGACCCGUCUUCAUCCUGACCUCUGGCAGAUCUCGGAGAAUCCGCUGGACUGGCAGGACAAAUACAUCCACGAGAACUACUCCCGAGUGCUGGAGGGGGAGUAUUACGAGCAGCCCUGCCCUGAUGUUUAUUGGUUCCCUGUGUUCACGGAUCAGAUGUGCGACGAGCUAGUGGAAGAGGUGGAACGUUUCGGCCAGUGGUCCGGAGGGAAGCAUGAGGACACCCGGCUGGCCGGUGGCUACGAGAACGUCCCAACGGUGGAUAUCCAUAUGAACCAGAUUGGGUUCGAGAGGGAGUGGCUCCAGUUUCUGAGGGACUACAUCGCUCCUGUCACGGAGAAACUCUACCCCGGCUACUACACCAAGGCUCGGGCGAUCAUGAAUUUCAUGGUCCGGUACCGUCCAGACGAGCAGCCUUCACUCCGGCCCCAUCACGAUUCCUCCACUUUCACCAUCAACGUCGCCCUCAACCGCAAAGGGAUUGAUUACGAGGGAGGUGGCUGCCGGUUUAUCCGUUACAACUGCAAAGUCGAGUCGCCGCGCAAAGGCUGGACUCUGAUGCACCCCGGGCGCCUCACCCACUACCACGAGGGCUUGCCCACCACCAGCGGCACCCGUUACAUCAUGGUCUCUUUCGUCGACCCCUAACGCCGACUCCUCUGCCGUUCCCCCUCAGCUCCGGGGCGGUCAACGCACUGAAAGCAAAAAGACUUGUGUGAAGGAGACUUUUGAGGGGUGUGGUGUGGAAUCGAGGGAGGCCUUCUCGUCCUCCACUGCCAGCUGCCUUGGUGCCUUCAAAGGACGAUGGGUGGCUCCCUGUUCUGUCGCAGCCUGAACUUUGAGUUGCUACAAGCCACAGGAGCGAUCGUUGCCACCUUGCAGCAUCGACUUCCCUGCCAAUUAACGGAGUUUGCGUGGGUCUGCCUCGUUGCCCCCGAGGUAGAGGAAAGACUAUUCAUUGUUUCUGCCUUUUUCUACGACAGGUGUCCUGUGUGCUAGUUUAACCUCCUACCAAAUGCAGCCUAGCCCGCCUGCCCGCCCCGAGCUUGAUUCUAUUAACAGCAGCACCAGAAAUCCCAAAACAUCCGUCUCUUUUCUCACGAGGAGGCAGCACUGAGUUUUGCCACUAACGGUUCCCAUCCUUUUUUUUUUCUUUUUGCCUUGGGGUUCUCUUACUCCGACUCUGAUCCUGUUCUUGAUCUCAGCAACGUUUUAGAUCCCGUUUUGGCCACCCCCAGGUCUCCAGCGGUGCCCUUCCCGAAACAGCCCAGGUGCUUCUGAGCGACCACGAAAAGCACCUUCUGCCCUCUUGCCGCCACUCACACCCCUUCGAGGAUUUAAGAAGAGCACGUUCCAGGUUUUGGUGCAGCUGGAAUUCAGGCCCGUCUCUUGUUUCCCAGAAGGUGGAAAUAAAAGUGGCCAGAAAGGAAGUAGGUGAAGGCAGGAACGCAGAAGGAAGCCUUUCAAACCAACAACUCUGAUUUUCAGCCAACUCUGGGAAACGGGAGGUCAUUUGACAUGCACACAAAGGAAGCAGGACAGGAGCUGAAACAGGAGAAAUCUCCAUUUUGAAGACGGUGCUUAGUUGCUCUUCCGGUGCUGCAGAGGGUGCCUCCCAUACAUCCAUUUUUUUGUUUUGUAAACUUUGAGAUUGAGCCAAGAGAAGCCUCAUGUGCAUCUUGUCCAUCUCUAUGCAGCCCGUCUUGUGGGAUAAAUUGGCCUAAAGUGCUACUCAAGGUGUGAUAUAGCACCUCUUGCAUUGAGGCGGAGAAGACAGUCCUUCGUGAGAGUGUUUUUCUACCUUGGUCCACGUGUUGCGAGCCAGGAACACCUUCCAGAGGCUACAGGAGAUGCUUAAAAGCAAACAGCCUUCCAUAGCCUUCCCUUAAUCCUGUGGGGUUCCGACCGGCAGACUGGGCGUGCGUCGGCUGCUUCUUUUACCACACCGUGCAUUAAGUUAUUGUUGUUUUACAGUACACCAAAUAAACCAGUGUUUUAAACCA